Molecule: messenger RNA, 5628 nt
Organism: Pygoscelis adeliae (Adelie penguin)
Lineage: Eukaryota; Metazoa; Chordata; Aves; Sphenisciformes; Spheniscidae
Gene: PHLDB2
Product: pleckstrin homology-like domain, family B, member 2
Exons: 18
Coding region: 63-3830 (1255 amino acids)
Biological process (GO): regulation of microtubule cytoskeleton organization
Cellular component (GO): basal cortex
Source: RefSeq, a predicted model, not a curated record
GGUCAAAAUUUAUCUGGUUCACUCAAAUUAGCGUUGUUUUAACCAUCCUGUAGAAGACGAAUAUGAUGCCGAACAGAAGUAACCUCUCCUCCUUUCAGAAUGUUGGAUCAGAUUCCAGUAAGAUUAUGGCAGAGUAUAGCCACACACAAAACCAGAUGGAAUUACAAAAUGCUAGUUUGGGAAAGGGUUCUGUGGCGAAUUCCCUUGAAAAUGGUCUCCAGGAUAUUAUGGAAAACCUCAACCCGAAGAAAUACUCAUCAAGUCUCAAAUUUAAAACAAACGGGGACUAUGCUGGCUCGUAUUUAACCCUUUCACAACCUAUGCCAGUUAAACCUAGUCCUUCCUCCAGUGUUAAAAAUACACACUCUAUUACCAAAAUUCAAGGAGGCAAGCAGUUCCCCUGUGAAAGCCCAUAUCUUCCAGAUAAAAGCAUCUCUGUAAAGCAUUUGGGUUCCGUUUCGGGCACGUCUCCAUGCCUCAGCGGGUACAGUUUAGGAAGGACAGACUUUGAUAUUCAUGCCAGCAGAGAAAAUGAAAAAUCACUUGGACACAUCGAUAAGUUUCACUACUCAAAGUACAGUCAGAAAAACAAAUCGUAUGACAACGUCUACUUCCCAGGAAUGCUGGAGACAAAGAAGAUCUCGGGCUCUCUUCUGACCAUGUGGAAUGGAAGUUCGGGGAACGAGCUGAUGCUUUCACCUGCUAGCAAUUCGGGGGCGGCCAGCAUGCCUUCUAGCCCAAAGCAAGGCAGGAGAAUGAAUAUUGAAGACAGCCUGGCCAUUCACAUAAAACCCGUUAAGCACAAGGAUGUGAUGAUGGAGACUCUGGGUUCACGGCCUAGGAAAUACUCUGGUGGAUCUCUAAGUCAUAUGGGAAUGUACAGUCGUUCCCUGCCCAGACUUUAUAAAUCAACAGAAAGCCAGCUGGUGCCGUUAAGUUUGCCCCCCAGAAGCUCUCUGGGUAAUACUAAAAGGAAAAAACUUGGAGAAAAAGAUCUACCUCAGAACGCUUUAGAUGCUGAUAAUUACCUGAAUUUUUCUUCUUGCAGCUCAGGGGUUUCACCACAUGCAAACUCUGUCUCUGGGAAUAAUCCCUACGUCAGUUCAACUCUUAGUGUUCCUGCAAGCCCUCGAGUUGCUAAAAAAAUGCUUUUAGCGCCUUCUUCCCCAUAUCUUUCUGAAGAUUUUGAUAGACUUGGACUCUCAGGAACAAGUCCCAGUAGUUCUUUCUCCCCACUGGAUUUUGACAGGUCAUUCUCUGUCCGAAGAAACCUUUCAACCAGUUCCGUGGAACUUGAUGACCCAGAUCUGGAAAGUUACAGGCAGACGCCAAACUCACUGCAAACAUCCAUGCGGGAGCGGAAGAACAGGAAGGACGGGACUUCAUGUCCUGAUGCCGUGUUUCCCAUCUAUAACCAUUACGACGACUGUAUGAAAGGGCCAGGCCCGGUGCUGUCACAACAGGGAGAGCUGCAUAAUUACCGGCGAUCCCAGCCAGCACUUGCACAGCGCUUUAGGAAUUGGGUUGCGUGGCCAAAAGGCUUAGAACGACAGCGGCUGGAGACAAUCCUCAAUCUGUGUGCAGAAUACUCCAAAUCUGACAGCGCCCCCGCUGCAGCUACAACAGUUGCUGAUGUUCAAAAAAUUAACAAAGAACUCGAAAAACUUCAGCUCUCCGAUGAGGAUUCGGUGUUCGAGGACUCACAGAUCAAUCUGGAAACGAGGUUCAGGAGCCACUUGAAAUCAUCUGCAAGCGAUUCGGACUUCUCGGAGCUGAGCAACCACAGUCGCAGCACUGCUGCUUUCCUCUCCUCUAAAGGGUUGAGAGCCGACGAGCACUUCAACGAAAGCGCGAAGCCUCCACCUUUCGCUGCUCCCGGCUUCCUGAAGGAUGCCACCGAAUCGUCCUACCUAAGCAUCACACCAAAGAUACCAGAAUGCACAAGUGAAGAGCAAAGAGGGCAGGAGCUUGGUCGACUGGAGGAGGAGCGCAUAGUAAUACUAAAUAACUUGGAAGAACUUGAGCAGAAGAUCAAAGAUUUAAAUGACCAGAUGGAUGAGUCCUCGAGAGAGUUGGAUAUGGAAUGUGCCCUUUUGGACGGGGAACAGAAAUCUGAAACAACAGAGCUGCUGAAAGAGAAGGAAAUAUUGGAUCAUCUAAACAGAAAAAUAGCUGAGCUGGAGAGAAAUGUUAUUGGUGAAAAGACAAAGGAAAAAUUAAAACUUGAUGCUGAGAGGGAAAAACUAGAGAGGCUUCAGGAGCUUUACUCCGAGCAGAAGACGCAGCUUGAUAAUUGCCCUGAGUCCAUGAGGGAACAAUUACAGCAGCAGCUGAAGAGGGAUGCUGAUCUAUUGGACAUAGAAAGCAAACACUUUGAAGAUUUGGAAUUUCAGCAGCUUGAACAUGAAAGCAGGUUAGAUGAAGAGAAAGAAAACCUGACACAACAGCUCCUGCGUGAAGUAGCUGAAUAUCAGCGUAGCAUUGUCGGUAGAAAGGAAAAGAUAUCUGCUCUCAAAAAACAGGCCAAUCAUAUUGUCCAACAAGCACAAAGAGAACAAGAUCAUUUUGUAAAAGAGAAAAACAACUUAAUAAUGAUGCUACAAAGGGAAAAAGAGAAUCUCUGUAAUCUGGAAAAGAAAUAUUCCACGCUUUCCGGAGGAAAGGGAUUUCCUGUCAGUCCCAAUAGUCUAAAAGAGCAUUUCAGAAAUCUGGAAGAGCGAAAGAAGCAGCACAGGGAAUGCAUGUACAUGAGUGAUACUUUACCUCGCAAGAAAACGACUCCGUCUGUAUCACCGCACUUCAAUAGCGCUACGCUUGGACGCAGCGUUGCAUCUAAAGGACAUUUACCAUUAGGACAGAGCAACAGCUGUGGCAGCGUACUUCCUCACUGCCUGGCAACCAUGACCAAAGAGUCAGAGUCGAGAAGGAUGCACAAAGGGUAUAACCAUCAGCGUAUCUGUGAAAACCAAAGGCAGAAGUCUCCUGAAUUCUACAGCAGAACAGCAUCCGAAUCGAAUGUGUAUUUGAAUAGUUUCCAUUACCCAGAUCAUAGUUACAAGGACCAUGCCUUUGAUACGUUAAGCUUAGACAGUUCUGACAGUAUGGAGACAAGCAUAUCUGCAUGCUCACCAGAUAACAUUUCCAGUGCUAGCACUUCGAAUGUUGCAAGAAUAGAAGAGAUGGAGAGACUUCUGAAACAAGCGCAUGCUGAAAAGACUAGGCUGCUUGAGACCAGGGAACGGGAGAUGGAAGCUAAAAAACGAGCUCUGGAAGAAGAGAAGCGCCGCAGAGAGCAACUGGAGAAAAGAUUGGAAGAAGAAACUAGCCAGAGGCAAAAAUUAAUUGAAAAGGAAGUCAAAAUACGUGAGAAACAAAGAGCACAGGCCCGUCCUUUGACUCGCUAUUUGCCCAUUAGAAAGGAAGACUUUGACCUACGAAGUCACAUCGAAACGGCCGGUCACAACAUAGAGACCUGUUACCAUGUCUCCCUCACAGAGAAGACCUGCCGAGGCUUUCUGAUUAAAAUGGGAGGAAAAAUUAAAACGUGGAAAAAACGAUGGUUUGUUUUUGACAGAAACAAGAGAACUUUUACUUAUUAUGCAGACAAACACGAAACUAAAUUAAAAGGUGUAAUAUAUUUUCAAGCUAUUGAAGAAGUCUAUUAUGAUCAUCUAAAGAAUGCAUAUAAGAGUCCCAACCCGUUGCUCACUUUCAGUGUCAAGACACAUGACCGGAUAUACUAUAUGGUUGCUCCUUCGCCAGAAGCCAUGAGGAUAUGGAUGGAUGUUAUUGUUACAGGCGCAGAAGGCUACACCCACUUCAUGUUAUAAUAAAAGGGCAUGCAACAGGGCAUACUGCAAUAACGUAACAUAUGAAGUUAGCCAUACGCAGUGACAUCUGAAAAGCCAGUGAACACUCUGAAAGGUCCUCCUUAUGAUGUGCACCCGAAACCUCGGAAUGAGACGGUUUUACAAAUGCAUUGAAAAGGGGGGCUUGUUACUUGUUUUAGUUGAUCUUUAUAGGAACGGAAGACCUAAAGCUGUUGGGAGAAUCGUAGUGCUCCAGAAUGGAUAAUCGGGCAAUUUAAAUUACAGCAUCUUGAUUCAAUGGUAAUUCUCUACAAAUUCUCUUAUGCGGAGAAUGUCUUCGUAAACUCAUACUAAACAGUUUACAAAUGUGUGUGUUCUCAUCAGUAUGCAAAAAUUCUAGUAAUGGAACAAAAAGGUGUAAUAAGCAUAUAUUUUAAUAUGCAGCAUUUGACAUUUAUAGAUGAUUAGGUGACUUUUUAAAACUUUUAGUCGAGUAUUUUAUAAAAAUAUAAACAAAAGAGCAACCCUAAGGUACACAGAGUUCUUGCCUUAGUAGUGAAGUAUUACAACAGAGCCAAAGAGUUAUAUGGUUCCCUUACAAUGUUUUCAAAUUGUUAGUUGUACCUAACUUUCUGUAAGGGGACAGUGCCAAAACUCUUCAUGACUUUUAAAGAAAUUAAAUUGUUACGAUAUUCUGUGUGUUCAAACACCCAGUGACACCAACUGUUAUGCUUAAAGUUUGCAUCUAUGGAGCUCAACAAAAAAAGAGGAGGAUAGCUUUAUAACGAUGUGUUUUUUUCCACAAGGAUAUGAAAUGGAAACACAUGUAUUAACCUCCUCAUAAGGAGGGGAUUUUUACAGCAAUUUUCUCUUACGUAGUAGGGUCCCAGCGUGGUUCUAACCUUACUCUGUGCCACGUGAACGGUCUACUGAAACCUCUCAAACAUUGGUCCCCUUGAAGCCAGCAUCAAAAUCCCUACCUACCUAAAUUCUUUGGAGCCAAGUUUUCAGCCCCUGAGAGUUUUGUGGUUUUUUUUUUUUUUUUUAAAUGCAUGUCUGCACAGAACAAUGCUGUCAAACAGAAUAAAAAGAGAGAGGCAAGUUCUGAGAGUUUACACUAAGCAGUGUAUGAAUAAAAAACCCUGAAAAUCUUAAGUAGCAGAGAUUGAGAUUCCUAAAACAACAAAUAUACUGAGGGUGCAGUGGCCUCCCAUUUUAAAAUCACUUCCAAGUCCUUGAGUAAUAUUGCAAAAACAUAAAUUAUUUAAUUGAACUUCAAGAAGGUCUCUUAUAAUAGGACUUUACAGAGGUUCUAUUUCAGUAAUCAAACUUAUGUGCUAUGUGGUUUGUGUAAUAGAAGAAAGCACAUUAGCCUUUUUUUUUUCCUUGAUGAAAAGUUAAUGGCUUUUGAUGGAACAAAUAAAAAAACUGAAAGCAGAAUAGAAGUAUGCUGGCAGAAUAUUUUUUGUUAUAUUUUUUAAACCCUGUAUCUGUAAUGAACGGGUUGAACUUUUUGUGGUAUACACAGGUGAUAUGGUUGCUCUAGCAUGACGAACAUCAGUUUCAACUUGAUUCAUGAAAGAAGGGACUGUUGUCGCAAGAUAAUUGUUAUCAUCUGUGCAGAUCACAGAUGAUCACAGCUUGUAAUCUAAUGAUUUAAAACACUAUCAGAAAUAAAUUGCUUUGGUUUAUAUAAUUAUUAUUUUUCCCUGAUGUAUCUUGAUUUUACUCCUAAGUAUGGUUAUAAAGGUUUUCUAAUAAUGGUUUUUGUAUCCUGCAUGAUGCAAUGAAGGCAUUUCAAUAAACAUUUUUAAAAAUA